AUGGAAGGACUUAUGAUAGAAUGUCGUCAAACCGCAACAAAAGGCUGUGGGAACAAACUACCAUGCAAGCAGCAACAGCAACAGCCGCCCGGCUGGCCCUAUUGGUACUACGAACGUUAUGGGCGGUCAGACAGCACAACAGACACAACCGCAUCCGCACCGAGUCCGGCUCAACCUCAAUCAGGAGGAUCGUCUGGAGGAGGACAGCAGCAAAGUGCUCAAGGACAAAUGGCUUUAACUCCAACGAAUCCGAAACCGACGCCCGAUCCAGAAAAAUGUAGACUUAUUGAACAACAAUUGGCAUUACUUAUGCAUGCUUAUAAAUAUCAACGUCGCGAAACUCGAGCGAACGGCGAAAUGAGGCAGUGUACCUUACCAUUUUGUGAAACGAUGAAAAAUCUUCUGAAGCAUAUGACGAAUUGCCAAGCUAAAAAGAAUUGUACUGUACCAAAAACUGUAGUAUGUCCCGACAAAUUAUCAGUCAUUGGAAGCAUUGCAAUCGAGGUCUCUGUCCAGUCUGCGUACCAAUAAAACUGGACAAAAGCAGGA
Messenger RNA from Nylanderia fulva, 549 nucleotides. Its product is annotated as histone lysine acetyltransferase CREBBP-like. Gene Ontology annotation, molecular function: histone acetyltransferase activity; chromatin DNA binding; transcription coactivator activity. Gene Ontology annotation, cellular component: transcription regulator complex; histone acetyltransferase complex. Lineage: Eukaryota; Metazoa; Arthropoda; Insecta; Hymenoptera; Formicidae. The record is from RefSeq and is a predicted model, not a curated record. Gene Ontology annotation, biological process: positive regulation of transcription by RNA polymerase II.